Messenger RNA from Colletotrichum navitas, 753 nucleotides. RefSeq lists its product as uncharacterized. The transcript has 5 exons. The record is from RefSeq and is a predicted model, not a curated record. NCBI's taxonomy places the organism in Eukaryota, Fungi, Ascomycota, Sordariomycetes, Glomerellales, Glomerellaceae. The coding region runs from base 1 to 753 and encodes 250 amino acids.
AUGGCCAGCACACAGGCCGACGCAGGUUUCCAACGAGGCAUCGCAGCUUCAGCAAGUGUUGCUCGCCACGCCGCAAACGCGAUUCUCCUCGCAGGUCUUGAAAGCAUCCACUCUCGGUUAGUUGUGAGCCGCACCAGUUUUAACCGAAUAGUCCUCGGGUUUGUCUGGCCAGCCGUCUGUAACGUGCUCGCGAUUUUACUCGUAGGAGGAGAGUCCACCCCCGUCAAGUUUCGUAUUCCUCACGCUUACUCGGACUUGGAGAUGGUCAGCGUGAUACCUGUCAAUGUCUCCCUCGUGAUUAUGUUGCUGAAAGAGAACCUGUACCCUACUAUGGGUUACCAACACAUGAAACUGCAGUUGUAUGGCGAGGUCUCCCAUUCUGGGCAAACCCCCAUCUACCAAAGACUAUUUUUAGGGGCAUCCAAGAAAGAAGUUCAAAGCAAAGGCUCGACAACGCCACAAGAACUCAGAACCUUGUGGGUGUUCAAGAGUUCGACGUCGACUCACGCACGCUCUGGACUCGGCGGCUCUCAAGCCAUCUCCACUUUCCAACAGCCUCCCGCGUCUUGCACCAACCCGUUGAGUUUGAAGCAGAUUACCGUACUCUCGGCAGCUUCUGUGCUACAAGCCUUUGCGCCCGCCGCUAGUGAUUCACCUGCUCUGGCCCCUACUCCCAUCCAACAUCUUACGGAACGGCCUUUGAGAACACUCGGUACCUGGAUGACGACGAAGUCACCCGGAGAACGUGUGUAG